CAAAGAAGGAGCCGAAUCAGUGAGAGUAUGGUUGUCAGGCACCGGAAGAUAGGAGCCCGAAAGGACUUCGGGCGGAGAAGAAAUAUGUUCAUCCAUUGCCUAUUGAAUGCAAGAGGGAUGCUGAAGAUUUGGAUCAGGGGGAGGUUAAUUGCGUAAAAUGGGAUCCAACAGGUUCCUUGUUGGCCUCAUGUUCGGAUGAUAUCACUGCAAAGAUAUGGAGUAUGAAGCAGGACAAGUAUGUUCAUGACUUGAGAGAGCAUGUAAAGGAGAUAUAUACCAUCAGAUGGAGCCCCACUGGACAUGGGACAAACAAUCCUAAUCAGCAGUUGGUUCUUGCUAGUGCAUCAUUUGACUCCACUGUGAAGCUAUGGGAUGUGGAACUGGGGAAACUUCUUUACAGCUUAAAUGGACACAGGGACCCUGUAUACUCUGUUGCAUUUAGCCCUAAUGGAGAGUACCUGGCUAGUGGAUCUCUGGAUAGAUCGAUGCACGUCUGGUCAUUGAAGGAAGGGAAGAUUGUCAAGACCUACACCGGUAAUGGGGGAAUAUUUGAAGUCUGUUGGAACAAGGAAGGUGAUAAGAUUGCUGCGUGUUUUGCAAACAAUACAGUUUGUGUUUUGGACUUCAGAGUGUAAGGACUGAGAAAUUCCUAAAUGAUAUAAAUAUGACUAAGAUUACUUACCCAAGCUUUUGGAAAAUAUUGAAGCUGCUAGUUUUUCCUGAAAACUAGACACGCCUCACUGGCAUAGAGAAAUAUGUCAUUUAUUGAGUAGGUUUGAGAUUUUCAUAA
Messenger RNA from Carica papaya (papaya), 790 nucleotides. Lineage: Eukaryota; Viridiplantae; Streptophyta; Magnoliopsida; Brassicales; Caricaceae. The record is from RefSeq and is a predicted model, not a curated record.